Messenger RNA from Nanorana parkeri, 771 nucleotides. Its product is annotated as olfactory receptor 6P1-like. The record is from RefSeq and is a predicted model, not a curated record. The transcript has a single exon. NCBI's taxonomy places the organism in Eukaryota, Metazoa, Chordata, Amphibia, Anura, Dicroglossidae. Gene Ontology annotation, biological process: G protein-coupled receptor signaling pathway. The coding region runs from base 1 to 771 and encodes 256 amino acids. Gene Ontology annotation, molecular function: G protein-coupled receptor activity; olfactory receptor activity. Gene Ontology annotation, cellular component: membrane.
AUGUAUUUUUUCCUCAGUCAUCUUUCAGCAUGUGACAUUUUAAUCAGCACAAAUGUUGUCCCUAACACACUCCAGAUUCUACUAAAAGGUUUCACCUAUAUGUCGGUUCAAAGAUGCUUUGUCCAGCUGUAUUUUUUUGGUGCUUCGGCAAUCAUAGAAUGUUGUCUCCUCUCUGUGAUGUCCUAUGAUCGGUAUUUGGCCAUUUGUCACCCACUGCACUAUUCCUCCAUUAUGGCUUUCCGUCUUCCUUAUUAUCUUGCUAUUUGGUCUUGGUCAAUGGGUUUCAUGGUAGCCAUUAUCACCGUUUACCUUCUACUUGAGGUUCAGUUUUGUGGUCCAAACACCAUUGACCAUUUCUUCUGUGAUCUUUCUCCUCUGUUAGGGAUUUCCUGCUCAGAUUCAUUGGCGGUGGAAAUAGCAGUGUCCUUAGUGGCUGGUGUAGUUGGCCUCUUACAGUUUUUGUUUGUUGUUGUUACUUACAUCUGCAUCUUUAAUGCCAUCUUUCAAAUUCCAACCAAAGCUGGGAGACAGAGAGCCUUCUCCACCUGCAGUGCUCAUUUGUCUGUUGUAUGUACGUAUUAUGGAUCACUCAUUUCUCUUAAUAUAGUGCCAUCCACAGGGUAUUCUUCAAAUAUAAAGAAAGCUUUAUCAGUUCUGAACACUGUGCUGACCCCAUUAUUCAACCCUAUCAUAUACAGCCUGAGGAACAAAGAUUUACAGGAAGCCUUAUGCAAAGUGGUGUUCUUAAGGAAACAUCUCAAAAACAGCUGA